Messenger RNA from Protopolystoma xenopodis, 489 nucleotides. The record is from the annotation of a GenBank genome assembly. Lineage: Eukaryota; Metazoa; Platyhelminthes; Monogenea; Polystomatidea; Polystomatidae.
AUGCAAUGUCUCGUUGCCAAAAGACGGACACAUGCAGGCGGUGGGAGAAAGAGAAGCCUUGUUGGUGGGAACAACUAUUUUCCCUUUCGCUAUCGGCGAACCGGUCGCUUUUCAGCGAGAGGCAGCGAUGCGAAGUCUGGCGGAUGGGAGAGCUCCUCCGCUCCUCCUUCUCCUCCUCCUCCUCCUCCUCUUUCACCCUCUUCCCACCCCGAGGAAGCCGGACAACCUCGAGCCCUCGGGCCAGAGCUGGCGGCUGUCCAAUUGGCGAAAACACACUCUGGCCCUCGGAGCGCGGCGUGUGAAAGGGUGUGGACAUGGUGUGAAUCUGGCCCAGAACACGGGCCGACGAGAGCCAAACUCUGGCCAGGUUUGCGUGGAGUUGGCCGAAUAGAAUGCGGUUUUUACACACCGAGUUCUGCUGUUAACCCCAAAUUGUGUGGACGUGUCGAUGGGUGUAAAGUCGACCGCGUUCUGACACGUGGGCGAUAG